AUGCUCCCGGCCAGGCAGCAGCAGCGGCCGGGCGGCUGGGACCGCUGCCGGAUCAGCGAGAGGCUGCAAGCCGCUCUGGCCGGCCUCCAGGAGCUCCAGGUGCUGCGGGAGAAGCAGCGGGCGCUGGUGAGCAGGGCCUUGGCCAUGCAGCGUCCGGCUGAGGGCAGCCAGGCGACGAGCAAGGAGCAGCGGCUGGAAGCCACCCUGGCUGCCUUGAAGGAGCAACUGGCACGUCUGAGGAGACAAGAUGUUGGACUGAAAAGCCACCUGGAUCAGCUGGACCAACAAAUUAGUGAGCUGAAGUUAGAUGUUGGCAAGACCUCCAUUGACUGCCUUGACAGCGACAGCAGACCCAGCUCAGGCUUCUAUGAAUUGAGUGAUGGUGGCUCCUGCUCUUUAUCCAAUUCCUGUACAUCUGUCUUCAGUGAAUCCAUCUCCUCUUCUCAUGCUAGUCUGCUGUCCAGUACUCAGCACCCCAAAACCUGUCUCAGCAUCUUUGAUUACCGUCCCAAAUCUGCAGAUGAAACCACGGUGCACCACCAGUUCCAGAAGCAAGGGAUCUAUUCUAGUGAUGGAUGCCAAAUCAAGGCUUGCCCUGAUAUUUCAGGGACUCCGAACAGGUCUAGGCCAAGACCGGUUUCCACAGGUGACCUUGAACGACUCACAACAGCAGGUGCAGGCUUCCCCAGAGUAACUGACCCCACAUCCCUUCUUCUGCUUUGUCCAGAAGGGGAAAUCCAGUUCUGUUGUGUAGACUCCAAAUACCAGAGUGACUUGGUCUCUAAGAGUGGGAAUGAUGUGUAUCCUUAUCCUAGCCCACUUCAUGCUGUGGCUUUACAAAGUCCACUUUUUUCUCUGGCAGGGCCACCAUCAGAAACAGAGGGCCACCCUUUGCCUAACAGAACAACACCUAAUGCAAUUGGGCCCUGUUUGAUUAGGACCCGGCCAGUCAUAGAGCCCAGGCCAGGGGGUUACAUCAACAAACUGCUCCAGCUGACACGCUACAGGGGAAAUGAUCAGGUGGAUGCUGGUGAGGGGGGUCCCACAAAGAACCAGCCAUCCACAAUGCACCAGAGACUCAUUAUAAUCCCUAGUACUGGGGGAGUGAAAAUUAACAGCAGUGGCAGCCAGCUGGAAAAACAAGGGAGCUCACUGCGACAUAACAAAGCUGAAGGGAAGCUGCAAAGGGAGAUGCCCGAAGGGGAGUGUGUUGAACAGCAGGGGACUGUGCAGUGUGUGAAUACAGAGCAGACAGCUACUGUGCUUCAUGCAGAGUCAUCAUCAGCUGUGAAUAGUGGUUUUCCUACCAUAUCAUCUGUAAGAGACUCUCCUUUGAUAGAGGGAGGAGAGAGCAGCCUAGACCACAGCUCUUCCAGUUCACAGCUAGCAAAUGAUGAUUCUAGCCUGAGCCCCCCCACUACUAGUGUUGCCCUAGCCAAGAAAACUCACAAGAAAGCUGCCAAGCUCAGUGCUGUGAGGGCAGGAGGUCAUGAACUACUUCCUCAGGGGGAAUUUGUUCAUGCUAAGUUUGUUCCUGCAGAAUCGCAUCAAGUCAGGGUGAGGUUUGCUAACUCAAAAAUGAAAUCUGUGAAGGUAAGGAGGAGAAACAGUGAGAAGGUGUUGAGGCCUGCAAAACAGACUUUUUAUGUGGAAAAGCCAAGAGGGGUUCAUCAUGUUCCUGCCAGGCUACCUGUUGAGUGCAGUCUUCCUCAGAGACAGCCCAGAGGAAAGUACCUUGUUAGGCGACCUACUUUUGCCGGGGAAGCUACUGGAAGGUCUUGCUCAGAAUCCAGCCUAUAUCCUGUGCCAUUUAGAGUCCCUCAAGUACCCACUACCCCUGAAUUGUAUCAGGCAUCUGCUAAUGCCAUGUAUUCUUUUGAAGCAGCUUAUAUAGACACAAAGAAAAAACAGCGCAAGUGGCAGUCCACAGUGGAAAUCUCAGCAAAGACCCACGUUGCCAAUAUUUCUAAUAGCUUUGCCUUGGGCCCACCCAGACACCAGGCAAAGAGAGCAGGGCUCCUGCGUGCUGUCAGCAUGAGAUCUCACUCGAAGCACCACUACCCCUUUCGUCCUGUAACUUAUGCCAAAAGCGAAUCUGACCAUUCUGAAUACUCUGCAGAAUGUGCCUCACUCUUCCACUCCACCAUUGCUGAGACUAGUGAAGGGGAGGGCAGUGACUAUACAGCCAACUGCUUUGGGGACAGCGAGUCUAGUGAAAGUGAUUCAGAAGGCAGCAGCAAAGUCAGCAGCCUGACCCUUGACUAUGAUGAUGAAGGGGAGGAGCAUGAACUGGUCUGGCCUAACCCUUCUCUCAGGCAGUCUGCAGUUGUGCAACCCUCUUCCAAGUCUCUUCCACCAGUGCCCAGACUCUGUCGCAUCAAAGCUUCAAAGGCACUCAAGAAGAAGAUUAGGAGAUUCCAGCCUGCCUCUCUGAAAGUGAUGACCAUGGUUUGAAGGAGAGAAAGCAACUAUUUUGUUAGCUGCCUUUGCCUUCCUUGGCAAAACAAAGGAGAAUGAACACUUACGAGUUUUGUUAAGCUAAAUGUGAUUAAACCCCUAGGUUCUCAAGGUGGGGGACCUUAUUCAUUUGCUAAUGCCUGUGUAAAUGACCCUGUUACUCAUUUCCUCUUUU
Molecule: messenger RNA, 2632 nt
Organism: Eublepharis macularius
Lineage: Eukaryota; Metazoa; Chordata; Lepidosauria; Squamata; Eublepharidae
Gene: DACT2
Product: dishevelled binding antagonist of beta catenin 2
Exons: 4
Coding region: 1-2454 (817 amino acids)
Biological process (GO): negative regulation of nodal signaling pathway
Cellular component (GO): cytoplasm
Source: RefSeq, a predicted model, not a curated record